Molecule: messenger RNA, 888 nt
Organism: Penicillium pulvis
Lineage: Eukaryota; Fungi; Ascomycota; Eurotiomycetes; Eurotiales; Aspergillaceae
Product: putative Coatomer subunit epsilon
Exons: 5
Coding region: 1-888 (295 amino acids)
Biological process (GO): endoplasmic reticulum to Golgi vesicle-mediated transport; intra-Golgi vesicle-mediated transport; retrograde vesicle-mediated transport, Golgi to endoplasmic reticulum
Cellular component (GO): COPI vesicle coat
Molecular function (GO): protein binding; structural molecule activity
Source: RefSeq, a predicted model, not a curated record
AUGGAUCCCUUUUCAGCAGAGGGCGAGCUUCUCAACAUCCACAAUGCCUUCCACUCCGGCCAGUACCAAGAGGUGAUCGACUUCGAGACCGCCGCACUCUCCCCAGAGAACCAGCUCCCGGCUCGCGUGCUCAAGCUCCGCGCUCAGAUUGCCACCGGCCAGGCUGCUGAGGUGCUCGCCACCGUCUCCAGCGAAGAAGAUACCCCCGACCUGGCCGCUGUCAAGGCCCUGGCCCAACAGGUCUUGGGCAAGACCGACGCCGCCCUUCAGCUUGCUCAGGAUCUUGCUGAGAACUACCCGGAUAAUGCGACCGUGGAGGUUCUCGCUGCUACAGUCCUGCAGGCACAGGACCUCAGUGAGGAGGCUCUGGCCCUUCUUGCCAAGCACCAGGGUAACCUCGAGGCUGUCUCCUUGAUUGUUCAGAUCCACCUUCAACAGAACCGAGCCGAUCUCGCGCUCAAGGAGGUUCAGGCCGCCAAGCGCUGGGCACAGGACUCGCUGCUGGUCAACCUGGCCGAGUCAUGGGUGGGCCUCAGAGUUGGUGGUGAGAAGUACCAGUCCGCUUUCUACGUCUACGAGGAACUCGCCUCCGCCCCUAGCACCUCCGCCCCGCUCUCCAUUGUCGGCCAGGCUGUCGCAGAGCUCCACCUCGGCCGUCUCCCCGAAGCCGAAGCCGCGCUCAACUCCGCACUGGAGAAAUACCCCGAAGACUCUGAGCUUAUUGCCAACUCUAUUGUGCUGAACGUGCUGUCAGGGAAGCCAAGCACCGAUCUGGAGGCCCGUCUCUCGCAGGUCCAGCCAUCACACGCCUUGCUCGCAGAUAUCCAGGAGAAGAGUGACUUCUUCGACGCCGCUGCGUCGAAGUACGCACCCAAGGUGUCUUCUUAA